Messenger RNA from Tachysurus vachellii, 1391 nucleotides. RefSeq lists its product as uncharacterized. The transcript has 2 exons. The coding region runs from base 31 to 936 and encodes 301 amino acids. The record is from RefSeq and is a predicted model, not a curated record. Lineage: Eukaryota; Metazoa; Chordata; Actinopteri; Siluriformes; Bagridae.
UUAUCUCUGUUGCUCUUACUAUAUAACACCAUGUCGGUUACGUCUCUGCCUUUGAGUGCAGGUGAGGACACGUUCGAGCUGCACUCGGUGGAACUGGAGCUGGAGGCUGUGGAGAAGCAGAUCCGCGACCUACAGGUGAAGCAGGCCGAGCUGCGGGAGCGGAAAGCAGCGCUGGAAGCCCCCCGGUCUCAGGUAAACUCCCGGCAUUUAAUCACUACUCCUUCCACCUCUACUCCGUGUGUUUCUCUGUCCAGGCCCAACGCACCCAGGAAGUGGCCUGGCCAGGGGCAGUUCACUCCAGCGCCGGGGCACCGCGGAUCCUGGGUGCAGCAGCGGAGGACACGUGCCGGGCCCCGGUCGAGGACCUCUCCCCCUCCACCACCGCCGGUCUUCGAGAUCCCCACCCGGAACCGCUUCGCCCCCCUUCGUGAGACGGACCGCGACACUGUGAUCAUCGGAGACUCCAUCGUCCGCCACGUCCGUGCUACUGUGGCUAAAGGUAAGGCUCGCACUCACUGCUUACCUGGUGCCCGUGUUCUUGAUGUCGCUGCACAGGUACCUAGGGUCGUGAGCAGAAACACCGGAGCUGUGGUUCUUCACGCCGGCUCGAACGACACCAGCCUGAGGCAGUCGGAGAUCCUGAAGAGAGACUUCAAGACCCUGGUGGAGACGGUUCGCAGCACAGCGCCCACGGCGAGGAUCAUCGUGUCCGGACCACUUCCAACGUACCAGCGAGGAAUUGAAAGGUUUAGUAGACUUUUUGCUUUUAAUGAAUGGCUUCAGUCAUGGUGUCCGGCUCAGAAUCUACACUUUAUUGAUAACUGGAAUGUUUUCUGGGAGCGUCCUAGGCUAUUCCGCGCUGACGGCCUGCACCCCAGCAGAGUUGGAGCGGAGAUCCUCUCGGACCACAUCUCCAGGGCGCUGCACACCUUCUGACUGACACCCAUGCUAAGAUCGUCUUCCGUGCGUUGAAAUUUCUGGACCUCCACUGAGACAAGGCUGACUCUGUGAGAACCCUGAGACAUCUACAGAUCUACCGGCUCCAGUUGGACUCUGUGAUACUUGUAUAUUUGUAACCACACCAUCUAGUGUCACCCAUAUGAGGAUGGGUUCCCCAUGAGUCUGGUUCCUCUCAAGGUUUCUUCCUUUACCAAUCUAAGGGAGUUUUUCCUUGCCACUGUUGCCUGAGCCCUCAGACUUGCUCAUUGGGGACAAAUACACAUACACACAUACAUACAUACAUACACACUGUGAACUGUAUAUAUCUUGAAUUUUUAUUAUAUUAAUUCUUUAUACUUCUCCUUAUGUUUAUCUUUUGUUUUAUGUUUAUGUUCUGUAAAGCUGCUUUGUGACAAUGUCCAUUGUAAAAAGCGCUAUACAAAUAAACUUGA